Molecule: messenger RNA, 2228 nt
Organism: Betta splendens (Siamese fighting fish)
Lineage: Eukaryota; Metazoa; Chordata; Actinopteri; Anabantiformes; Osphronemidae
Gene: mpp1
Product: MAGUK p55 scaffold protein 1
Exons: 12
Coding region: 280-1683 (467 amino acids)
Cellular component (GO): cell-cell junction; plasma membrane
Molecular function (GO): signaling receptor binding
Source: RefSeq, a predicted model, not a curated record
GAGUGCUGGGAUGUUGGAGCUUGCGGGGGGCACGUGAACGCAGCACGAGCCAGCCCCCUCUGAGCAGCAGUCAGCUGGGUGUUUACUUGCUUUGUCAGCGGUGUCCCCGCGGCAGAUAUCUCGUGAAUCUCACCUGCUGCUGAUCAAAGCCGUGGACUUUUAUCUCCAGUGUGACUUAUCGCAUCAUCGGGGCUCAUUAUCAGCAGUUUCCUCUGCCUGCCUCUUUCGGACCUUGAACCGGGGGUUCAUAGUUUAGUUUUUUUUUUCUUCAAGCUAACGAUGACGUUAAAAUCCAAUAAAAACGAACCUGCCGUCAUACUGGAGCCUGUGAACAGCGUGAGGACAGCCCUCUCCGAUCUGUACCUGGAGCAGCUCCUGCAACACAAACCCCAGUCCGACAAGGCAGCGAUGCAAACCUACGAGAAUAAAGGAGCUGACGUUUACAGCAACGCCAGCUCCGGACACAUGAACGGCACCGAGCUGACCCGGAUGAAGGAAGUGGCGUUUGAGAAGGGCCCCUCGGAGCCAAUGGGGGUCACUCUGAAGCUCAACGACAAACAGAGGUGCACUGUGGCCAGAAUAUUGCACGGAGGCAUGAUCCACAGACAAGGGUCCUUACACGAAGGCGAUGAAAUAGCAGAGAUAAACGGCAAAAGUGUGAAAAACCAUUCUGUAGACCAGCUACAGAAGAUGAUCAAAGAAAGCAACGGGCUCAUCACCAUGAAGAUCAUCCCCAACCCGCAGAGUCGAUCCAAAACCUGCGAGAUGUACAUGAGAGCCCAGUUUGACUAUGACCCCACCAAGGACGACCUCAUUCCCUGCAAAGAGGCGGGGCUGAAGUUUCAAACUGGCGACAUCAUUAAGAUUAUCAACAAGCAAGAUCCGAACUGGUGGCAGGGCCGCGUGGAGAGCAGCGCCACUGACUUUGCGGGGCUUAUUCCCUCCCCAGAGCUCCAGGAGUGGAGGGUGGCGAGUAAAAGCAAGGCCAGGGAGGGCGGUCAGUCCUGCAGUCCGUUUGGGAAGAAGAAGAAGUGUAAAGACAAGUACCUGGCCAAACACAGCUCUAUUUUUGACCAGCUGGAUGUCAUUUCUUAUGAGGAGGUGGUUCGGCUCCCGGCUUUUAAAAGGAAAACACUGGUGCUUAUUGGUGCACAUGGUGUCGGCAGGAGCCACAUAAAAAAUGCAUUACUGACCAAAUACCCAGAGAAGUUUUCCUACCCAGCACCACACACCACCAGACCCCAACGCAAGGACGAGGAGAACGGACAGGAGUAUUAUUUCAUCUCCCAUGAAGACAUGACCAAGUGCAUCUCUGGGAACGCGCUGCUGGAGUACGGCAGCUUCCAGGGAUUUAUGUUUGGCACCAAGUUUGAAACCAUCCAAAAGAUCCACGAUCAGGGGAAAAUCGCGGUGCUGGACGUGGAACCACAGACGCUGAAAGUGUUGCGAACCGCUGACUUUGCGCCUCUCGUGGUGUUCAUCGCUCCGACCACCGCCGCUCCUCAGACGGAAAACCUGCAGAUGAUCCAGAAGGAGUCCGAGGCCAUUCAGAGCACGUACGGACACUUCUUUGACGUGGUCCUGGUCAACAAUGACGUGGACGAAAGCGUGAAGGGCGUGGAGGAGGCCAUGGAGAACGCCGUCUCCACCCCACAGUGGGUGCCCGUGUCCUGGGUGUAUUGACAGUGGUAGAAGUCCUUCUGUUGAACCAAGCAGUGCAAUAUCACUCCUUACACAAAACCUCUCAGUUAUAUAUGUCCCAGAUGGUAUAAGUGAAAUUAUUUGCACAAAUGCAUAAAAAAUAAGCAAUAUAUAGAAAAAGGCUAUUUUUGAAAAGUGGGAAUGUUUCAUUUGACUCUUCAGUUUUAGGCUCCUGAGAGGCUACGGGACAGUUUUGUGAUUGUUGGAACACGAGCAAAAGCGAAAUAGGACCACAACUGUGAAUACCCCCCCCCCCCCCCUCCCCCUCAAAAAAAAACCACACACAUGCCCCUAUGAAUGACAGGACUUCACCACAUGUUGACACUGAUUGUGGCUUCACCGUUUUGUUCUUUCUUGUCAAAAUGUGCCAUGAAAGUGAGAUUGUGACCUUGAUGUCUGUUCAUUCGGUGUUUGUACAUUUCAGUCUAUCCGUGACGGCCUCAAAUGUCUCAUCCUAUCAGAAUUGUAUACCUCGUGGGGUACCGCAAAGGCACUUUCAAACUCAAAAUAAAUGUCCCUAGUCUGUU